Penicillium robsamsonii is the source of this 1986-nucleotide messenger RNA. RefSeq lists its product as uncharacterized. Bases 1 to 1986 code for a protein of 661 amino acids. NCBI's taxonomy places the organism in Eukaryota, Fungi, Ascomycota, Eurotiomycetes, Eurotiales, Aspergillaceae. The record is from RefSeq and is a predicted model, not a curated record. The transcript has 3 exons.
AUGGAGAAGCACCCUCUCUCGCCGCAAGCAUGCGGCUCUGCCAACCCUCCCACUGAAGGCUCCUUCAGUUUCACGCCUAUCAAAGCACUGAGCGCCUUGCCGCGCCUGUGGGAUCGCAAACCCUCGACGCCAGUCCGGGCCGGAGACAAGACAAGAAAGUUGUGGAAGCGCAUUCGCUUCCCGUUUACCGGCAUGACUGCCGCGACAGAAGACCAGACCUCGGGGGUUGGCGCCUCUAAAAACUCGGAUUAUCAGCGCGGCGUGAAGCGCCAGUGUGUUGACCCCGCCGACGCAGACCAGGAGACCGAGGCCGAGAAGCGUGGUCGGUCUUUCCUGGAGACUAAAUGGGAGAUGCAGGCGUCUCGGAAGCGACGCAAGGUGCCCGAAUUCAAUUUCAACAUCCACGAAGAUGGCUCCCAUGAGGUGUUUGGUUUCACUGCGAACCAGCCCGAGGACGUGCCCAAAGAUGUUGUCGGCGACGUAGCUACGAAUGCGUCAACCCAGCCGCUCAGCGAUCUGUGGGAGACUUCCAAGACACCGGUCUACAAUGACAAUAUGGCCACCGAUACAGCAUCCAACACAAAGACGGCGCAGGAUCUACAGUCUGCACCAUCCAGCCAAGACACGCCUACUGUGAUCGACAACACAGGAGAGGACAAGACCGCUGUCGUGUCCACAGAGUGCGUGCAAGACCUGACGCAAGAGCAGGAGAUCAAGCUGGUACGAUCGGCAUUGCGAAGCUCCUUGGAUGGAGAGGACGCAGAGCUGCUCAACGACUUCCUGUUCAGGGCGAAUGCGAAGCGGGCUGCCAAGGCCACGCAUCCCGAAGAUUCGAAAUCAACGGAGAUGUCUUCCAGCACGAAGGAGUCGCCAGAAGUUGAAUGCUCAACUCCACCACGCCGUGUGCUAGUGGAACUGACAACCAAUUCACCUUCACCUGUCAAGCUGCAAAUCUCGCCUAGCAAAUUUGACGCGAAGCGUGGUGCCGAUGGCGCCGAUGAUCAGGAGGAUAUCAUCCCCAAAGAGCUGAAGGAAGAACAAGCCCCUGCAAGCCCUGCAUAUCGUCGAAGCACCCGUGCCAAAGGCUCGAGCACCCCUAGCAUGCGCAACACUAUCUCACUUCGCCGAGCCAAAGGGACAGAAUUCGUUUUCCUACAGCGAACCGAGACCCAGCAGGUGGCCAUGGCCACGAAGCGCAAUACCCGGUUCAACAAAGGCAAAUCUGUAACUCCCAUGGUCGCCCUAGAAGCUCUGGCUCAACAGUCGAGCGAGCAAGAGCUUCAGACGGGCAACUCACAGAAUGAGGACUCAAAUCACAAGGACACUAACUUCCGUGGGCUGAUCAAACCGCGAAAGCAAGUGUCGUGGAAUGAGGAGCGUAUGGCCGAGUAUGAAGAGUACAGAGAACCAAUAUACGACCAGGAGGAUGAAGAGGAGGGUGACCGAUGCACGAAUGACGUGGGCGCAACGCCUCGCCCGCGACCAGAAAGCAAACGUUCGGUGAAGAAGGCAGAGUCCGGCCAUCGCAGCAGCCGUAGCCAAACGCAAAAGGCAGAUGUAAAUGCCGAUAGUGGGGCCACCGAGAGCGGUUCAACCCCGACUACUGCACCUGCUACUGUAACCCCCCGCUCACGCCGCGUGAGGCGUUUGGGUGACUCGGGUAUCUUGGGGUCUGGUACCCCAGUUAAGACUGGAAGUCGCAGCACAAGCAAGCCUCCUGCAGCCUCGGCAGCCUCGGCAGCCACGGCGUCCGCUGCUGCCCCCUCCACACCUACCAAGGGCCGCCGCAAGCUUGCUCCCAAAUCGCCUAUCUCGUCCAAGCUUCCCGCCCGAGCCUCCAAGGGCGCCAAUAACACUGCGGAUCAUUUCGUCAGUGGUAUCCCUACUCGCAGCUCAAAAAGCACAGAUGACGGAGAGCGACAGAGUAUGCUUCAGAUGAGUGCAGGGUGCACACCCACAGCUCGGCGCGUUCGGUCGAGAUCUUGA